Rana temporaria (common frog) is the source of this 1405-nucleotide messenger RNA. RefSeq names its product coiled-coil domain containing 105 (gene TEKTL1). Bases 90 to 1307 code for a protein of 405 amino acids. NCBI's taxonomy places the organism in Eukaryota, Metazoa, Chordata, Amphibia, Anura, Ranidae. The record is from RefSeq and is a predicted model, not a curated record. The transcript is spliced from 8 exons.
UUGGAAAACACAGACUGCUCAGGGUAUCAGAGGAAGAGCACAGGGAGCAGAGCACACAGGAGCAAAGAACUGGACCCAGUGUCGACCCCAUGGCAGUCACUCCUGUGGGCUCUGCCACCUGGCGAGAUGCUUCGUACAAGACGAUCCGAAUGGCCCUCGGUCUACAAAUACGUCCCUUUUCUACUCUUCCCUCCGCUGAGACCAGCCAAGGAAAAAUAAAACCACAAGAUGAAAACACCCAAAGAAAGAAAACUCCUGGGCCUCAACCAACACCUUUUCAUCGGGACCUAAUAGCCAGCGCAUGCAAUGCAUAUACCCGCGAUUACAUGAGAGAAACCCGAAGCUCUGUGUUCAUCCUCAGACAGGCCUUGUGGGAGACAGAUCGCCAUAUCCAGAGAUUGCAGAAAGAAAGAGACAUAUUGGAACGAUCCCAUGCCAACACUCGAAGAGAUGUGUUGACCAAUAAUGAGACCCUGCAAUUACGCAGUACAAGACCAAUGACAGAGAGGUACCCAGACAAAGUUGACACUCUUCUUCAAGAGGAGAGGAAUGGCCUCCUGGACCUAAAGCGACACACAGAACGCCAGCUUCAGGAAAUCUCAAGACAGAUUAAAGUGCUAUAUUCUCACCGGCAGAGACUAUCAGAUUUUUGCAAAGAAAAGGGCCGAGUAUUGGACAUUAUCAGUGAGAACGCUCGGCCUCAGUCAUUAGAACAGACAACACCAGGGGGCAGCACUCUUCUUGGCUCAGAAAAUAAAGAUUGUCAGGCUGCCAUGAAAGACGCCCGUUCAACGCGUGAAAACUUCAGAAAGACGCAGCCUCCCAACUGGCAGAAACCGUUGGACUGUGCAGAAUUAAAAGACAGCGUGACACAAGGACUCCGCAAAAAAGCAGAGGAGAGCUCCCGAAUCCGGGACGAUGUGACGCUGGCAUUGGGAAACGUGAAGAACAUAAUUCAGAGGAAGCAGAGGCUGUACCAGGAGAUGGAGGGCAGUUAUCAGCUGCAGCUGGGCCCGAAGUCCAGCUUGGAUCUUUCUGUGAGAGAACGUCUGGAUCGUCCACUGGUCAGAAUCCUCCAGAGACACCCAGGAACCCAGCUCCCCGAGGGCACCCUAAUCUGCCAGGGCUCUGCUUCUUUGGAGCAAUCUCUUGGUAAAGCGCAGGAUCAACUCGACUCUUUACACGUGGCACAGAUGAAGCUGCGAGAAGACCAGGACAACAAGCUGUGGGGGGAGCGCAUUGACCGGGCCGCCGCCAGAAUGCGAACGAAGAGCACCAAGGGUCGGGGAGAGAGGCUGUGCCUGUGAGCCGAGAGACAGCCGAGAGGAUGUCACAUCAACCAACCGCAACAACAUUGAUUUGCUUUAUUAAAAGUCAUUAUUAAAGAAAAACUCUGCAGAAAACA